AUGGUUUUAGUUCAAGAUUUGUUACACCCAACUGCUGCCUCUGAAGCCAGAAAACACAAGUUAAAGACUUUGGUUCAAUCUCCAAGAUCAUACUUUUUGGACGUCAAAUGCCCAGGCUGUUUGAACAUCACCACUGUCUUCUCUCAUGCUCAAACUGCUGUGACUUGUGAAUCAUGUUCCACGGUUCUAUGCACACCAACCGGUGGUAAGGCCAAACUAUCUGAAGGUACCUCUUUCAGAAGAAAGUAA
Zygotorulaspora mrakii is the source of this 249-nucleotide messenger RNA. RefSeq names its product 40S ribosomal protein eS27. The transcript has 2 exons. Gene Ontology annotation, cellular component: cytosolic small ribosomal subunit; ribosome. The coding region runs from base 1 to 249 and encodes 82 amino acids. The record is from RefSeq and is a predicted model, not a curated record. Lineage: Eukaryota; Fungi; Ascomycota; Saccharomycetes; Saccharomycetales; Saccharomycetaceae. Gene Ontology annotation, biological process: translation; ribosomal small subunit assembly. Gene Ontology annotation, molecular function: structural constituent of ribosome; RNA binding.